AUGGCCGACCACGAUCCAGAGCUCCAGGCCAGGCUCGACGAGCUGCAGCGCGAGUUGGAGGAGGGCGACAUAACCCAGAAGGGCUUCCAAAAACGACGGACCCUACUGCUGUCCCAGCACUUUGCGAGCCCCCCGACGGCCCCGCGGACUGGCCUGCGAAUACACUCUCCCGACAGCGCCAAGUAUGGGGCCAGCGACGACCACCGGGCCGCCGCCUAUGCCGCCAUGACGGGCCACGACUCCGAUCCCACCAGCCCCGCCUCGCCCGCAUACCAGUCCGACUCGACCUACAGCCCGCCCGCCGUCUCCGACACCAACCCGGCCGGGCUCCUGCGUCCCGGAGGCCCCAUUGCCGAACGGCCCAUGGCCACCCAGCGCGACUCGCUCUUCCUGACCCCGGGGAGCGAUGGCCCAACGCGGAGCGGCACCAUGGUCUCUGGAGACUACGCCUUCAACCCCGACCAGCAGGGCGCCUACGCCGACCCGCAUCCGCACCACCUGCACCACCACGAUGCCCGCACCACGACGCUGCACGACUCCCAGGGCUUCUUCUCCGACUUCGCCGGCCAGCAGCACUACGACCAGCACCACUCGGGCGACUACGGCGUCCCCCAGAGAUACUCGUCCAGCGAUGCCUUUUCCCCGACGGCGGCCAUGGCCCCGCCCAUGUUGACGGCCAACGACAUGCCUCCCCCUGAAGUGCUCGAGUACCAGCAGCCGCUCGAGCCGCGAGAGGUUCCCUUUGCCAUCCAAGACCCCCACGACAGCAACACGCCCAUGUCCGGCUUCGACAACAUGGCCGCCGUCCUGCGACACCGUGCCCGCACAACCGCAAAGGUGCCCGCCUACUGGGUCCUCGACUCCAAGGGCAAGGAAAUCGCCUCCAUCACCUGGGACAAGCUCGCCUCCCGGGCGGAAAAGGUGGCCCAGGUCAUUCGGGACAAGAGCUCGCUCUAUCGCGGCGAUCGCGUCGCCCUCGUCUACCGCGACAGCGAGGUCAUCGAUUUUGCCAUUGCCCUCAUGGGCUGCUUCAUCGCCGGCGUCGUGGCCGUUCCAAUCAACGACCUGCAGGACUACCAGCGGCUCAACUACAUCCUGACCUCGACGCAGGCUCAUCUGGCUCUCACCACGGAUAACAACCUCAAGGCGUUCCAGCGGGACAUUACUGCCCAGAAGCUCACCUGGCCCAAGGGCGUCGAGUGGUGGAAGACGAACGAAUUUGGCAGCUGGCACCCCAAGAAGAAGGAAGACGUUCCUCCUUUGACGGUGCCGGACCUGGCGUACAUUGAGUUUUCGCGCGCGCCCACGGGCGACUUGCGGGGAGUCGUGCUCAGCCAUCGCACCAUUAUGCACCAGAUGGCCUGCCUCAGCGCCGUCGUCUCGACCGUGCCCGGCAACGGCCCCGGAGACACCUUCAACCCGGCGCUGCGGGAUAAGAACGGGCGCCAGAUUGGCGGCGGCGCGGGGAGCGAGAUUCUGCUCUCGUACCUGGACCCCCGGCAGGGCAUUGGCAUGAUCCUCAGCGUCCUGCUGACCUUUUACGGCGGGCACACAACCGUCUGGUUCGACAACAAGGCGGUCGACGUCCCGGGCCUCUAUGCGCACCUCAUCACAAAGUACAAGGCGACCAUUAUGGUGGCCGACUAUCCCGGGCUCAAACGGGCGGCGUACAACUACCAGUCGGAUCCGAUGACGACGCGAAACUUCAAGAAGGGCAUGGAGCCCAACUUUCAAGCCGUCAAGCUGUGCUUGAUUGAUACGCUCACUGUCGACGGCGAAUUCCAUGAGGUCCUGGCCGACCGGUGGCUGCGGCCGCUGAGAAACCCGAGGGCGCGCGAGGUUGUCGCCCCGAUGCUCUGUCUCCCGGAACAUGGAGGAAUGGUUGUCAGCGUUCGCGACUGGCUAGGGGGCGAGGAGCGCAUGGGCGUGUCGCUCAAGCUCGAGCGAGACUGCGACACGGACUCUUCCGACUGCGACGACGACAAGGACAACGAGAAGCCCGCCCCCUCCAACGGAUUCGGAAGCCUGCUCGGCGGAGGCACGACGGCGACGACGGAGCAGCGCGCCAACACGGAGCUCAACGAGGUUCUCCUCGACCGCGAGGCCCUCAAGACCAACGAGGUCGUCGUCACCGCGUACGGCGAAGAGGUGGCCAAGAAGGCGCCCAACGAGCCGGGCAUGGUGCGAGUCGCCGCCUUUGGGUACCCGAUCCCGGACGCCACCCUCGCCGUCGUCGACCCCGAGACAGGCCUCCUCGCCUCGCCGCACAUGGUUGGCGAGAUCUGGGUCGACUCGCCGUCCCUCUCUGGCGGCUUCUGGGCACAGCCGAAAAACACGGAGCUAAUCUUCCACGCACGGCCUUACAAGUUUGAGCCGGGCGAGCCGACGCCGACACCGGUCGAGCCCGAGUUUCUGCGGACCGGCCUGCUGGGCACCGUCAUCGAAGGCAAGGUAUUCGUGCUCGGCCUGUACGAGGACCGCAUCCGGCAAAAGGUCGAGUGGGUGGAGCACGGCCACGAAAUCGCGGAGUACCGCUACUUUUUCGUGCAGCAUAUGGUCGUCAGCAUCGUCAAGAACGUCCCCAAGAUAUACGACUGCUCGGCCUUUGACGUCUUUGUCAACGACGAGCAUCUGCCCGUCGUCGUGCUCGAGUCCGCGGCCGCGUCGACGGCGCCACUCACGUCGGGCGGGCCGCCGCGCCAGCCCGACACGGCGCUGCUGGACUCGCUGGCCGAGCGCUGCACCGAGGUGCUCAUGCAGGAGCACCACCUGCGGCUAUACUGCGUCAUGAUUACCGCGCCAAACUCGCUGCCCCGGGUCGUCAAGAAUGGGAGGCGCGAGAUUGGCAACAUGCUGUGCCGGCGCGAGUUUGACCUGGGGAACCUGCCCUGCGUCCACGUCAAGUUUGGCGUCGAGCACGCGGUGCUCAACCUGCCCAUCGGCAUCGACCCCAUCGGCGGCAUCUGGUCGCCGGUCGCAUCCGAGUCGCGCUCCGACAUCCUGGCCCCGGCCGACAAGCAGUACUCGGGCAUCGACCGGCGGGAGGUGGUCAUUGACGACCGGACCUCGACGCCGCUCAACAACUUUGCCUGCAUCACAGACCUCAUCCAGUGGCGCGUCGCCCGCCAGCCCGAUGAGCUGUCCUACUGCACCAUUGACGGCCGGGGCCGAGAGGGCAAGGGCAUUACGUGGCGCAAGUUUGACUCGCGUGUGGCCGCCGUGGCCAUGUAUCUCAAGAACAAGGUCAAGGUGCGGCCCGGCGACCACCUGAUACUCAUGUACACGCACUCGGAGGAGUUUGUCUUUGCCGUCCACGCGUGCGUCAACCUGGGCGCCGUCGUCAUCCCCAUGGCGCCCCUGGACCAGAACCGACUCAACGAGGACGUGCCGGCGUUUCUGCACAUCAUUGCCGACUACAACGUCAAGGCCGUCCUCGUCAACCAGGACGUCGACCACCUCAUAAAGCUCAAGCCCGUGGCGAGCCACAUCAAGCAGUCGGCGCAGAUUCUCAAGAUUUCCAUGCCCCACGUGUACAACACGUCGAAGCCCCCGAAGCAGAACAGCGGGCUGCGAGACCUGGGGCUGACCAUCGAUCCCGCCUGGAUCCGGCCCGGGUACCCCGUCAUCGUCUGGACGUACUGGACACCCGACCAGCGCCGGAUCGCGGUCCAGCUGGGACACGAAACGAUCAUGGGGAUAUGCAAGGUGCAAAAGGAGACGUGCCAGAUGACGAGCUCGCGACCGGUCCUCGGGUGCGUCCGCAGCACCACGGGCCUGGGCUUCAUCCACACCUGCCUGAUGGGCAUCUACAUUGGCACACCGACCUACCUCUUGUCGCCCGUCGAGUUUGCCCAGAACCCCAUGUCGCUGUUUGUCACGCUGUCCCGGUAUAAGAUCAAGGACACGUACGCGACCCCUCAGAUGCUGGACCACGCCAUGGCCGCCAUGCCGGCCAAGGGCUUUGCGCUGCACGAGCUCAAGAACAUGAUGAUUACCGCUGACAGCCGGCCGCGGGUGGACGUCUUCCAGAAGGUGCGGCUCCACUUUGCCGGCGUCGGCCUGGACAGGACGGCCAUCAACACCGUUUACUCGCAUGUGCUCAACCCCAUGGUUGCGUCGCGAUCCUACAUGUGCAUCGAGCCGAUCGAGCUGUGGCUCGACCCCAAGGCCCUGCGCCGCGGCCUCGUGGUCCCCGUCGAUCCCGACUCGGACCCCAAGUCGCUGCUGGUCCAGGACUCGGGCAUGGUACCCGUGUCGACGCAAAUCGCCAUUGUGAACCCGGAAAGCCGGGCGCACUGCUACGACGGGGAGUAUGGCGAGAUUUGGGUCGACUCCGAGGCGUGCGUCAAGUCCUUUUACGGCUCAAAAGACGCCUUUGACGCGGAGCGGUUUGACGGCCGCACCGUCGACGGCGACCCCGGCGUGCCCUUUGUGCGGACGGGCGACCUCGGCUUCCUACACAACGUCAGCCGUCCUAUUGGGCCGGGAGGAGCCUUGGUGGAUAUGCAGGUGCUCUUUGUCCUGGGAAGCAUAGGCGAGACGUUCGAGAUUAACGGCCUGAGCCACUUUCCGAUGGACAUUGAGUACUCGGUCGAACGCUCCCAUCGCAACAUUGUGCCGGGAGGCUGUGCGGUUUUCCAAGCCGGCGGGCUCGUCGUCGUCUUGGUCGAAGUCAGCCGCAAGCCGUACCUCGCGUCCAUUGUCCCGGUCAUCGUCAACGCCAUUCUCAACGAGCACCAGAUCAUUGUCGAUAUCGUCGCCUUUGUGAGCAAGGGAGACUUUCCGCGGUCGCGGCUUGGCGAGAAGCAACGGGGCAAGAUUCUGGCGGGCUGGGUUACGCGGAAGCUGCGGACCUUGGCCCAGUUUGCCAUCCGAGACCUCGACCCGGCGGCCAUGGGCGAAGCAGGCGGUGCCGACCCCAACCGGCAGUCGACUGCGAGCAUCCGCAGCGGCAUGCCCGCCCUCGGCUCGUCGAGCCUGAAGAAUGUCGAAACACCCCAGAUCAUGGAGCAGGAAGAGUUUCAGCGGCAGAUGGACCGCAUCGCCAACAUGGCCCCGGCGGGAGACCACGCCGGGCCUGCCGGCUACGGCGUGGCCCUGGGCGGGGAGGCGGUGGACUAUGAACACUACGAUGACGGGCCGGCCGUGGGCGCCAAGUCAGGCGAUGGUCCGCCCCCGAGGAUAAGGCUGCCCGGCGUCGAUGGGCGAGAGGGAAUGGAGAUGUGGAGCGGCCACGACGACGCCACCGAGGAAUGGACGAACAUGCAUAUGAACCUGGCCGGCGAUACGAACGCCAAGUAG
Hirsutella rhossiliensis is the source of this 5301-nucleotide messenger RNA. Its product is annotated as AMP-binding enzyme domain-containing protein. Gene Ontology annotation, cellular component: cytosol. NCBI's taxonomy places the organism in Eukaryota, Fungi, Ascomycota, Sordariomycetes, Hypocreales, Ophiocordycipitaceae. The coding region runs from base 1 to 5301 and encodes 1766 amino acids. The transcript is spliced from 3 exons. The record is from RefSeq and is a predicted model, not a curated record.